AUGGCGAGUGGUUUCAGACGGUUACUCGACGGUUGCUUGGCGAUUACCCAACGAUGGUCGACAUCUACGUGCUACAGCGCCGCUAUUAUCGGCGUCAUGUUGAGGCGUGGUCGCAUUGUGCCGCGCGGGUAUGCGUUGACAUCACUGGCUCGAGCAUUGACCACGAUGCACGACCGCUGCUUUGUCUUGAGCGAGAUGCUCAAUGUACGUCGAACAAAGGAGCCGACUGACCCUGCCACGUCCACACCAAAUGAAAAGGACUCGUAG
Messenger RNA from Purpureocillium lilacinum, 267 nucleotides. The record is from RefSeq and is a predicted model, not a curated record. NCBI's taxonomy places the organism in Eukaryota, Fungi, Ascomycota, Sordariomycetes, Hypocreales, Ophiocordycipitaceae.